AUGUCCGGCUUCCAUCUUUCUCAGGCUGUAGAAGUGCUGGGUCUUGAGCUGACGGCCAUCACAUCGGUUGUAGAUAAUUUGCUUACCCUGCCUCUGGUGCUGGCCGUAGCGCAAGCUGCUUCACCCCGGAUUGGGACUGAGCAGAAAUUCCUGCGUGUAGACCGGCCAGCAAACUGUGGCAGAGGGUAUUUUCGGCCAAACGCUGCAGGGAGAACUACAUCAGGCACUGAAGCAAAGCCACGCUCCUGGCCUUGGCAAGUCUCGUUACAGAGAUUCGUUCACCUCUGUGGCGGGACCCUUAUUCACAAACACCGAGUUCUCACUGCAGCCCAUUGCUUCCAGAAGGGCGAGAUGGAAGUUGCGUCCGACUGGUGAAUCCUCCUAGGAAAGCAUAACCUUAGCCACAACGAAUCCACGCAGAGAGCGUACCGCGUGGAGCAAAUCCACCCGCACGGGUGGCUCCACGAAAACCACUCUCUCCGCGUGGAGCAAAUCCACCCGCACGGGUGGCUCCACGAAAACCACUCAAACCGGCUGGAUUACGAUAUUGCCUUGGUCAAGCCUAUGGAAGACGUAACAGCAAACCGCUUUGUCCGCUAUGCCUGCCUGCCCAAGAGAGGCUGCUCUCUUUACCCGGGACAGUCCUGCUGGGUAACUCGAUGGGGGGACACAACAGGUAUACGAGCGCUGCUGGUUUUCAAAGGUCAGACGGGGUCGGCAUUAUUUUCUCUUAAGUCCAAAUACACAGAGAAGGAUUAUACAGCACAGCCUCCGCCUCCUACACGUUUAGAUGAAGAAGCCAAAUACCUGAAAUGCAAGUUCCUAGGGUAA
Molecule: messenger RNA, 831 nt
Organism: Aptenodytes forsteri (emperor penguin)
Lineage: Eukaryota; Metazoa; Chordata; Aves; Sphenisciformes; Spheniscidae
Product: serine protease 44-like
Exons: 5
Biological process (GO): proteolysis
Molecular function (GO): serine-type endopeptidase activity
Source: RefSeq, a predicted model, not a curated record